This is a messenger RNA of Chara braunii, 1404 nucleotides long. Lineage: Eukaryota; Viridiplantae; Streptophyta; Charophyceae; Charales; Characeae. The record is from the annotation of a GenBank genome assembly.
GCGUAAGUGCCCGACUACAACUUCUGGUAGCCGAUGGAACCCGACACGAUGGGGCCACAACCGACCACGGGCGAAGCAGGAGAGGAGUACAGGGCAUCGCCCGAUCGAGCACUGAGGGAUCUGAAGGAACGAAUUAGGCAAGAAGCACCGCUGAGAUGGGCUGACCAAACCAAUGAUGGAGGGCCCGACAUGAGAGGCGAACCAGUUGCGACAGAGCCGCAGGAGGCUCUAAAGACGGGUACCUCGAGCGGACGACGAGAAGCGACGAGGCGGCGCUCCCCCGAGUACGAGCGGAGGGACACCAUAGCGGACAGGGGUUAUGGUAUCACAGAAUAUCUGGAGAAGUGGGAGCUUCACGCCAGCCGGAGUCAGGGGUCGGAGGAAGAGAUUAUAGAGAACUUCCUAUUUAAUGUGGACCCAAGUCUUGGUAGGGAAGUAAAGGAAGCUCGACCGAAGGAUGGGAAAUGGACUACGUACAAGAAGAACCUUGUUGAGCUUUACAAAUUGGAGGAUAACAAGUAUUCCAUCCAGGACCUUGAAACAAUGACUCAAGAUGAAGAUGAGAGCGUACGGGCAUUUGGGAUGCGUUUUCAAAAGAUCUCCGACGUGCUGAUGAGGAAGGGGAAGAUCUCAGAGGUCGAGCGCUGUACUAUCUUCAUCGGACACUUGUCCAAAGACCGAGACCGCAGAGAUCGCGAGCUGUUUGCGCGAGCAAGGAGGCCGGAUGAUUACCCGCGAAGCCCUCGCUAUGAGGCCGAUCGCGGUAGAGGCGACUCCCGCGGCCGAUGGGAGACAGAUCACGACCGACGAGAUGGAUAUAGGGACGAUAGAUACGAGAGAUCAGACCGAGAUGGAUAUAGGGACGACAGAUACGAGAGAUCGGACCGAGACGGAUAUAGGGACAACAGAUACGAGAGGUCGGGUCGAGAUGGCUACAGAGGUGGUAGGUAUGAAGAGGAGAUCGGGAUUGCGAACGACGAGAUGGGUCGCGCGGACGGUUUGAGCGCGGGGGAGAUGCGAGAGAGCAGCGCGACGAGUCGCGGGGGUGGUACAACCGAGGGGACCGACGCGAUGAGUCACGAGGGCGAUAUGACUCGGGGGACCGCCGAAAUGAUUUGCGAGGGCGGUAUGAGCAAGGAGGGUCUGGAGGAGACCGCCGCAACGAUGCGCGCGGUCGGAAUGAGAGAGGGGGAUAUGGCGUCUCAUCAGAACCAUAUCCGAAGUCGCCUGACCCUAAGGCAGCCAGGAGUUCGAUCUCUAGAAGCACAGACGACAGACCAUCUACUCCCAGGAACUCAUGCGUCUACUGUAGAGGAGAAGAUCAUAUCAAGAGGGAUUGCCCGGACCUCAAACAGGCAAUAGAUGAGGGAUUUGUCGUGCUUGACGACCGCAAGUACGUCAAGU